Molecule: messenger RNA, 1860 nt
Organism: Prunus dulcis (almond)
Lineage: Eukaryota; Viridiplantae; Streptophyta; Magnoliopsida; Rosales; Rosaceae
Product: putative serine/threonine-protein kinase
Exons: 7
Coding region: 395-1510 (371 amino acids)
Biological process (GO): protein phosphorylation
Molecular function (GO): protein kinase activity; ATP binding
Source: RefSeq, a predicted model, not a curated record
GGAACACGCCCAACUAAGGAAGCAGAGCUCGUGCAACGACUCUCGUGAUAAUAAAAACAGCCGGACCAACCUCCUUUAUUUUAAUAACAGGAAGACGGGCAGCAAAGCUUUGCUCUUUCUUUUCCUUUUUUUCGUUUUCACAUUACAAAAAAGCAUCCUUUUCAAUAAAUUAACAAUUUCAAGCUCGCCGUGGUUGCUGCCAGAAACAAGUGCUAAAAUCCAGCUUGGAGAGAUCAAGGAUCGAACUUGACUGGCCAUCUGCAAAUCCACGAGGAUUUUGGCAAUAUGGGUCGGUCCGAAUCUUGUUAGCAGGGUUUAUCUGAUCUGGUGGAGCUGUUUUUCUUUAGAUUAUAGAACCCCAGAAGAUAGAAGAAGUUGUUUAUUGUGGACAAGAAUGGGUUGUAGCUGCUUUGGUACUUUAGUUGCUGACAGGAAAAGAAGGUCUGGUCACUUUGGCCAUGAUCUUGAUGGAAAUUUGCUGGAAAAUAUUAAAACUUUCUCCUACAAUGAAUUAAGAUUGGCGACCGAUGAUUUCCAUUCCAGUAAUAAGAUAGGGCGGGGAGGUUUUGGAACUGUUUACAAGGGAACCCUGAAAAGUGGAAAGCAAGUUGCUGUGAAGACACUUUCCGCUCGGUCGAAGCAGGGAGUCCGUGAAUUCUUAAAUGAGAUUAUUGCUAUAUCAAAUGUCAGGCAUCCAAACCUUGUUGAGUUGAUUGGGUGCUGUGUUGAAGGAGCGGAUCGGGUUUUGGUCUAUGAAUAUGCUGAGAAUAACAGCCUUGAUCGUGCAUUGUUAGGUUCAAAGAGUAAAAACAUCAUACUCAAUUGGGAAAAAAGAUCAGCCAUUUGCUUGGGUACUGCUAGGGGUCUUAUGUUUCUUCAUGAGGAACUGAUGCCACAUAUUGUCCAUAGAGAUAUCAAGGCUAGUAAUAUACUUCUAGACAGAGAUUUUAACCCCAAAAUUGGAGACUUUGGGUUGGCUAAACUCUUCCCUGAUAACAUCACUCAUAUUAGCACAAGGAUUGCAGGAACAACUGGUUAUUUAGCACCAGAAUACGCUCUGGGAGGUCAGUUAACCAAGAAGGCUGAUGUUUACAGUUUCGGUGUUCUUGUUCUUGAAAUAGUUAGUGGCAGAAGCAGUGCCAAGGAAAACUGGGAAGGGACAGAAAAGUUUCUCCUCGAAUGGGCAUGGCAGCUCCAUGAAGAAGGGAGACUAUUGGAGCUUGUCGACCCAGAGAUGGGGGAAUUUCCUGAGGAAGAACUCCUUAGGUACAUGAAGGUUGCAUUUUUCUGCACCCAAGCAGCAGCAAGCCGAAGGCCAAUGAUGAGUGUGGUUGUUGAGAUGCUCUCAAGGAACAUCAGAAUCAAUGAGAAGCAACUUACAGCCCCAGGUUUCUUCAACAAUUCAGGGAGCCUCAGCGGACCUUCUUCAAGUAAAAAAUCAUCUGCCGACACAACUAGCUAUCAGAUGAGUUCUGUCCCUGACACUAUAACUCAAGUAGCACCUCGCUGAAGAAGAAUAAGAAUAAUGCACUUAUUGCAAUUUAGAGGAAGACACAAAUGAAUUUACAAGUCCACAACAAGUUAUUCCAAUGGUUCAUACAGUUAUCUUCUUUAACCUUUUACACGGUUUCGCUUCUUCGUCUUUUGUUAGCCAAUUUGAGAAGCGAGAGGGUGGUUUGAGCAGAAUUAAUUUGAGGUUGCGAAUCUGUAAUGUUAUGUUAGUCUGAUGCUGUUUUCAUUUUUCUUUUUGAUUCAAUCGUUAUCUUAUGUACUUCUCAAGAAGAGUACAAUGGAAGAGAAGAAGGUUGUAUAGUGAAACAGAAAUUAAUCAAUACACACUCUUGACUCCUUUAUCUCCUA